GGCUGACGACCUUUCUCCUCUUUGACCUCACCUCUGGCGCCUCUCCUGCUCCUGCUGCUGAUGCUGAUCCCUCUGUCCGCUCUCAGUGGGCCACCCGCGAUGCUGCUGCACGUCUUGCUGUGCGUCGCCACCUCCCUACCUCUGAGCGUGCGCACUUUAGCCAGUACAAGAGUGCUCAGACCUUGUACGACGCUGUAGUUGCGCGCUACUACUCCUCCCCUGCCACUGCUGCACUGAGUCUGACACUCGCUACCCCCCGCGCCGCCCUUCCUGCUGAGUUCUGCGCUAAGAACCCCCCCCCCAUAUACAUCGCUCUCUACUACGUAGUCGCGCGCCUCCCUGACUCCCUUCGCAUCGUCAGGGACCACUUUCUCGCUGUCUGUCCCACCACCCUCACCGUCGACCUCCUCGAGAAGGCCCUCCUCGCAGCGGAGAAGAGCAUAGUCGCUGUAGGUGCUUCUCGUGGUGACCCUCGCACCCCCAUCUUUGAGGGGUGCUCUCCUUCCCCCUUGCUGCCCUCUGUUGCCUCUGCUGCUGCUGCCGACCUGCUUGGUCUUGAGUCGGUCGGCGCGGCGUCUGCCCCUAGUGGGAGACGUCGCUCCAGCAAGGGCAAGGGUGGCAAGGGCGCGGGUGGAGCUGGAGGGGGGCGGUGGCGGUGGGCGGCGGUGGCGGCGGAGGGAGUGGGGGUGGCGGCGGGACUAGUGGCGGGGGUGGUGGUGGUGGUGGCAGCAGCGGCGGAGACGGUGGUGGUGGUGCCAGCGGUGGUGGUGGUGGCAGCGGCGGAGGUGGGGGCGGCGGAGGUGGAGGCGGUGGAGGCGGCAGCGCAGGAGGCGGUGGUGGUGGAGGAGGUGGAGCUGGUCGAGGUGGUACCCAGCAGCGUAGCGGCGGUGGUGGUGGCCAGCGCUCGCAGCGGCAGCAGCAGCAGCGCUCGCGGGACUUCCCUCCGCCUCAGCAGCUUCGUGAGUGGUACGCUGGGCGUCAGAGGGGUGGGGGUACUGGUCCCUGCACCUACGGCUGGUGUAGCGAUCUUUGAUCUUGAUUUUGAUGCUAUCCUUGCUGCUAUGUAUGCUGUGGAUUAUAGUGAGGAGAAUGAGGGUUACCGGUGUUUCCAGCCCGACCCGGGCAUUGGUGCUGCUGCGCUAGGUGCUUGUGAGGCUGCUGCUCUAGGUGCCAGUGCGUCUACCGCACUACCCUUACGCCGCUCGGCCCGGCCGGUUGCGGUCUCCCUUGCUGACCCCUCUGGGGGUCCUGUCCUGUCUCACUUCUCCACUGUCCUCCCGUGUCCGGCUGCCCCUUCGGGCACCCUGUCUGGUCUGUACCUUCCCUCGUUCUCUACGAACUUGGUGAGUGGUGCAGCCCUCCAGGAUGCGGGGGUUCACCAGUUCACUCCUGCGAGUCAGCGGGAGACCCACUGCACGGACGCACGCACAGGCCGACACCUAGCCACCUUCUCGCGUCGGCCGGGGUCGAGUCUCUACACCCUGACCACUUCGUCUCCUCCUGUCCCUGCGUCCGGUCAGGUAGCUGCGUCAGGUCAGGUGCUUGCUGCUGCGUCCUGGUCAGGUCCUGAGUCUGCCCCCUGUUCUUGUCGCCUCCUGUCUCACGAGACUCUCCUGUGGCACCACCGUCUUGGCCACCCCUCCUUGCCCCGUCUUCGGAGCAUGGCUUCCCGUGUCCUUGUCUCUGGUCUUCCCCAGUCUCUCCCUCCUCUCCCCUCCGGGCCAGGACCUUCUUGUGUCCCCUGUGUCGAGGGUCGCCUCCGGGCUACUCCUCACUUCUCCCACUUCCCCCCGACAGAGGCUCCCCUGCAGACGCUUCACAUGGAUGUGUGGGGCCCAGCCCCCGUCCGUGGGCAGGGUUACGAGCGCUACUUCCUGUUGGUGGUUGACGACUACUCGCGUUACACCACAGUCCUCCCCUUGCGCAGCAAGGGUGCGGUCACUGAGGUGCUGAUCGACUGGAUCCGCGAGGCUCGUCUCCAGCUCAGGAAGAGCUUCGGCUCGGACUUUCCUGUUCUGCGUCUGCACUCGGACAGAGGCGGAGAGUUCUCUUCUCGCCUUCUGCGGGACUACUGUCGUGCACGGGGGAUCCGCCAGACCUUCACGCUUCCGGACUCACCACAGCAAAAUGGGAUUGCUGAGCGCCGCAUUGGCAUGGUCAUGGAUGUCGCUCGUACGUCCAUGAUGCAUGCGGCUGCCCCCCAUUUUCUGUGGCCGUUUGCGGUGAGGUACGCGGCGCAUCAGCUCAACCUUCACCCCCGGGUCUCUCGGCCUGCGAUGUCCCCAGCCUUGCUGUGGACGGGGAAGGUUGGCGAUGCGUCUGUGUUCCGUGUCUGGGGAUCUCGGGCGUUUGUCCGCGACUUGUCUGCGGACAAGCUGUCCCCUCGUGCUGCUCCCUGUGUCUUCCUUGGCUUCCCCACUGACGCCCCAGGGUGGCAGUUUUACCACCCCUCCUCUCGUCGUGUUCUGUCCUCCCAGGACGUCACGUUCGACGAGUCAGUCCCCUUCUACUGUCUCUUCCCCUACCGCACUCCUUCCCUCCCCCCUCCCCCGGACUUCCUUGUGCCGGUUCCCCCCCCGGUAGACCCCCUCCCCCCUCAGGUUCCUGCCCCUUCAGGUGUGUCCCAGGUAGACGCCGUUGACCCGGUCGAGGUUACUGGUGACUCUGGUGCUGCUGCGGGUGCUGAGCCUGGGGGUGCUGACUCUGGGGGUGCUGUGCGCGGGGGUGCUGAGCCUGGGGGUGCUACUGCUGGGGGUGCUGGGACUGAGGGUGCUACUGCGGAGGGUGCGGAGCCUGGGGGUGCUGAGCCGGGGGGUGCUGUGCCUGGAGGUGCUGAGUCUAGGGGUGCUGGGUCGGGAGCUACUGAGCCUGGGGGUGCUGUGCUGGGAGCUGCUGAGCCUGGGGGUGCUGCGUCUGGAGCUGCUGAGCCUGGGGGUGCUGCGUCUGGAGCUGCUGAGCCUGGGGUUUCUCCUGCUGCUGCGUCUCGCCGGGAGCCCCUCUCUCCACAGGAGCUGCGCGAGUGGUUCGCUCGCCGCUGGAGACGUGCUGCUGAGUCUGGAGUUGCGGCUGGAGCUGGAGCUGGAGCUUCUUCGACCGUCGAGGGUGCGGGUGCUGCCGGUCCCGGAGCUGCUGGACCUGCGGGUCCUCCUGGAGCUGGAGCUGCUGAGGGCGUUGGUGCUGAGCCUACUGCUGUUGGUCCUGCCGCUGGAGGUGUGGGUGGCACUGGUGCUGUCGCUGAGGGUGCUGGUGCUGUCCCUGCUGCGUCUCGAGCUGCCGCGCGGCCUCGGCCGUACUUCGUUCCGCUCCUGCAGCAGGUUCUUGGUCUUUCUCCUCCAGUAGAGGGUCCACCGCCUGUCCAGUCGCAGUCCCUGCUGGAGCCUUCCUCUCCACUGCCUGCUCCCUCUCCUUACACUGGUCCUACUGGAGGUCUUGCUGAGCGUCGUGAGCCUGCGUCUCGUCCCGCGUCGCCUGUUCGUGCUGCUCGCACUAGUGGUCGCAGUUCGCGUCAGCGUCCUCCUCCUGUCCCUGGCACGCACCGGAUGUCUUUGCGUCCGUCCACUGCUCCUCUGCGUGCCCCUUUGCCUUCUCCUCCUGAGUCUUCUCUUCCUGCGCUUGCCGACCCUGAGUCGGACUCUCUUCGUGCUGCCAGUCCUACUGUCACGCGUCUGCUUGCUACUGUCGUCACCGACCCCUCUUUUGAGUCCACUGCUGCGUCUGCUCUUGUCGCUGAGCUCGUCGACUUUGCUGCUCGCUGUCGUCUAGACUACGCUGCUAGUCUUGUUGCUGAGUCUGCGUCUGUCUGUCCUCCGUCCGUCGGGGGUGAGUAUGCUCUUGGCACGGACGUCCUAGAGGACAGGCAGGAGGAGUUACAGUGUCUAGCGGCUGCUUCACCUCAUCUCGCGUCUGUACUGCUUGCCCCUGAGGGAGACCCGGAUGCACUAGACAUCCCGACUCCGCGUUCUUACGCGGAGGCCGUAGAGGGUCCCUACUCCUCUCAGUGGCAGGCAGCUAUGGAUGCAGAGAUGGCUUCCUGGAAGUCCACAGGCACCUACGUUGACGCGGUUCCCCCUCCUGGGGCGAACAUCGUCAGUGGCAUGUGGAUCUUCAGGGUGAAGCGGCCGCCGGGCUCUCCACCUGUCUUCAAGGCACGGUAUGUUGCUCGUGGCUUCAGUCAGCGGCAGGGAGUUGACUACUUUCAGACCUUCUCUCCCACCCCGAAGAUGACUACUCUUCGGGUGCUGCUGCACAUAGCCGCUCAGCGCGACUACGAGCUUCACUCUCUCGACUUCAGCACUGCGUUCUUGCAGGGUAGCCUGCACGAGGAGAUCUGGCUUCGCCGUCCACCUGGCUUCACUGGGACUUUCCCUCCUGGCACCCAGUGGAGCCUCCGACGGCCAGUCUACGGUCUCCGCCAGGCACCGCGUGAGUGGCACGACACACUGAGGACUACGCUUGCGGCUCUUGGGUUUGCUCCUUCUACUGCUGACCCGUCGCUGUUUCUUCGCACCGACACUUCCCUGCCGCCGUUCUACAUCCUCGUGUGCGUCGACGACUUGGUCUUUGCCACAGCGGACAUUGCUGGACUCGCCUACGUGAAGUCCGAGCUGCUGAAGAGACACACGUGCACAGACCUGGGUGAACUGCGCAGCUACCUUGGCUUGCAGAUCACUCGGGACAGAGCACGCCGCACCAUUACCUUGACUCAGUCACACAUGGUGCAGCAGGUCCUUCAGCGCUUCGGCUUCACGUACUCCUCGCCUCAGGCCACUCCCCUGCCUACUCGCCACUCACUCUCAGCUCUGCCUUCGGAUGAGUCCGUAGAGUCGAGUGGUCCGUAUGCAGAGCUUGUUGGCUGCCUCAUGUACCUGAUGACUUGCACACGACCUGACCUUGCAUACCCUCUGAGCAUUCUUGCACGCUAUGUUGCUCCUGGGAGACACAGACCGGAGCACAUGGCUGCAGCGAAGAGGGUAUUGUGCUACCUGUGCAGUACGUCGGGCAUGGGGCUAGUGCUUGGAGGGCGGAGUCCAGUGGUCCUUGCCGGCCAUGCGGACGCUUCUUGGGCUGACGACCAGGCUACGCAGCGGUCGUCACAGGGUUACACCUUCAGCCUUGGUUCCGGCUCUGUCUCGUGGCGGUCUACUCGCUCGUCUUCGGUUCUCGGCUCCAGUUGUGAGGCUGAGAUCUACGCCGGGGCCAUGGCUGCACAGGAGCUUCGCUGGCUCACCUACUUGCUGACUGACCUUGGAGAGCCGCCUCGUUCUCCUCCAGUGCUGUACGUAGACAACAAGGCCAUGCUGGCCUUGUGUCGAGAGCAGCGCUUGGAGCACAGAACGAAGCACAUUGCUCUCCGCUACUUCCUUGCUCGUGAGCUGCAGCAGCGUGGUCAGUUGCGACUUGCGUACGUGGCCUCUGAGGCCAACACUGCUGAUGUGUUCACCAAGGCACUUGCGCCUUGUGACCAUCAGCGCUUUUGUACCCAGCUGGGUCUUGUGCCUGUCUUGCCUCACUUGCUCUCUUCUUGA
Closterium sp. NIES-65 is the source of this 5525-nucleotide messenger RNA. Lineage: Eukaryota; Viridiplantae; Streptophyta; Zygnematophyceae; Desmidiales; Closteriaceae. The record is from the annotation of a GenBank genome assembly.